UCAAACACACGAGAAGAAGAGUUGCGCUCUGCUAAUGUGAAGGUGACAGUCAUGGCGACAGCAGCGGUUGUUCGUGGGAUCGGUGCAAAUCUGUCGAAGAAUCUCCGUGAGAUUCGCUUGCAUUUAUGCCAGACUUCUGCUUCCAGCCAGGGAGCGAGGGAUUUCAUCAAGCAGCAUUAUGUGACAUUAAAGAAGGCGAACCCAGAGUUUCCUGUCCUGAUCCGAGAAUGUUCCGGUGUCCAGCCCAAACUGUGGGCACGAUAUGGUUUUGGUAAAGAACACAGCGUUCCACUGGACAACAUGAACGUCGAGCAAGUGGCCAAGGCACUAGAGACAGUUAUGAACGCAAAGCUAUGAACAAACCACAUGUAAUUGUAAAGUCAUGUAAAUGUUAUUGAAAAUAAAUGACUUCUAAAAGAU
Molecule: messenger RNA, 420 nt
Organism: Xyrauchen texanus (razorback sucker)
Lineage: Eukaryota; Metazoa; Chordata; Actinopteri; Cypriniformes; Catostomidae
Gene: ndufa2
Product: NADH:ubiquinone oxidoreductase subunit A2
Exons: 3
Coding region: 52-357 (101 amino acids)
Source: RefSeq, a predicted model, not a curated record